UGCGGGAGCAAGUGCAGCGGCCACGUCCUGGUCUUAGCCCCGCCCCGGGGCACUAAGGGCAACCUCUGGGCCAGCGGUAAGGGACAAGUCACCCUGCCUGCCAGACCCGCACCCACGACACUCUGGUGACAGCAGCCCCGGCGAGAUCAGCAGUCCCAAGUCUGCUGAGACUGUCGGGGCCUGGGGACCUUUGGAGGCCACGACGAAUAAAGAGGAAGCAGCAUCUCAGAUCCUCCCUGGUGCGGCCUUGCCCAGGACCCGGGAGGCAGCUGGCAAACGCCCACCGCGGCUUGCCUGGCACGCGUGAGUCCCUGGGAAUUCCCACGAGCGCUCUCCGAGGGCUACGUCUGGCAGCCGGGCGCGCAGGGGCCGCGGACGCCCUUGACUGAGCUUCUAAACUGGGUCUGUCCCUAGCCUCCGCCAGUGAGGCCUCAUUCCCAGGUAGGCUUUGAAGAGAGAUCGUGGCACCCUGGAUCAGUUUUUGGAUUCCCGAGGCAGCUCAAGCACGCACCAGCGGGCAUACAGCUGCCUCAAAGAGUUGGGCAAGAUGCUGUUUGGCGUAAAGGACAUUGCACUGUUGGAGCACGGGUGCAAGGCCCUGGAGGUGGACAGUUACAAGUCCCUGAUGAUCCUGGGGAUUCCGGAGGACUGCAACCACGAGGAAUUUGAAGAGAUCAUACGGGUCCCUCUCAAGCCUCUGGGCAAAUUCGAAGUGGCGGGGAAAGCCUUUCUGGAGGAAGACAGAUCCAAGGCAGCCAUCAUUAGACUGGCGGAGGAUCUCAAUUAUGCCGUGGUCCCCAGGGAGAUCAAGGGCAAGGGUGGGACGUGGAGAGUGGUCUACAUGCCCCGGAAGCAGGACAUCGAAUUCCUGACCAAACUGAACCUGUUCCUGCAGAGCGAGGGCAGAACGGUGGAAGAUGUGGCCCGGGUCCUGAGACAGGAACUGUGCCCGACAGCGACAGGUCCCAGAGAGCUGCCCGCAAUGAAGUGCUGCAUGCCCCUGUCUGGGGAGCUCCCAGAGGCUGGGGCCACUGCCAGGCUGGAUGCGGUGCCACCCCUGGACUCCCUGGAGAAGGAGAACAAGGCUGGAGAGGGCAAGAGAAACAAGAGGAAGCACAAGAAAAACCGUCGUCGGCACCACGCCUCCGACAAGAAGCUGUGAGCCGUCGUUGGUGGGCCCAGGGCACGUGGAGCAGGAGGGUGGGAGUCUUCUGAGUGGUCGGAGGGAUGACUGGGGGAGGGCGGCACCAGUCGACGAAUCGGGGGGAUGCAGUGAGUGUGGGUAACCUGCGCGAAGCGAUGGUUGUUGUUCCAAUGAGUGGGUGACUUCUGAGGAAGAAUGAGUACCGUCUGAGUGUCAGGGGACAUGCGACUAGUGUGAAUGCGGCUAGGCAUUUUUAUCUAACUUGUGGGUUACAGCCCAGUGGGUGUGGCUAACGUCUGGUUGAGUGGGGGUCUUUCCUUCCUUCUUUCAUUCACUCUGCGGAUAUUUAUGGUGCACCUACUGUGUCCUAGCUUUAUCCUAAGAGCUGGGGAUACAGAAGGCACUAAAACAAAAUCCCUGCCUUCAUGACACUGGUAGUAGUAAUUGUGUUGCUUGGAUGCAUCUAAGUGAGCGGAGGUAUUAUUCCAGUAGAUGUAGGUAGGGGCUCAGCGCUCACCUCUGAUUGGGUCUGGAUACUUCAUUCAUCAAUUAUCAGUCGUCUAACCAACAAAUAUUUCCUGAGCAUCUGCCUUGUGCUAGGCACUGGGGAAAUGGCGGGAACAAAUCUAAACCUUGCCCUCGUGGCUGUCAUAGUCAAUGUUGGUGCGGGUGACUAUUGAGUCACCUGAAUACAUGUGAGUGAGCAGGGCGCUCAGCGUGUGGGCUGCAUCUGCUGUGAGAUUGGAGAGUAUGGGUGGCAUCUGAUUGUGCUCUACGAGAUCCAGUGGGUAAUAAUUUGAGGAGUUAUGGGUGACAUUUGAGAGUAUGCACCUGAGUAUGUGCGCGGGUAUUAUUUGAGUGAGUGAGGGUAACUUCUGAAUGAGGAAGGGUCACACAGAUCCGUAAACGACUCCUAACAACUGGGAGACCGAGCCGACCAGCUGCGCAGUCGCAGUCGGAGCCAGAGCCCAGCUGCGCGUCCCACCGUUGCCACGGAGACCGUGGCUGCCCCCAGGCGCCUGCUGGGGUUUGCAGGAAAUGGAGGACAGACACACAGUGUCUUGGAUUUCAAGGUUUUGCAGGUCUCUUGCUAGAGUCGAGGAAAAUUCAAGCACAGCCGGGAAGGAAGACUGUCAGGGCGAUCCUUGCUCCGCCAUCGUUACCGCCCUGGUGUGUCGCGCACCGCCCCGCUUGUGGGGGGCAGGGGACCUAGACUCUUUUAUCUUUACAUCCUUCUGGAAAUCCUUCCAUUGCAGUCUAGAGCGGUUUUCCGUCUUUCAAAAGGAUGACCCUUGAAUGUACCUCUGACACGAACUUGUCCGGAAUGGACCACCUUGUUUAGCACGUCAAGCAGAAACCUUGGUGAGGAACUCUACUCUAUGUGUGACUCUCAAAAGCUGUCGCUGUUCUCCACACGUUGUCUCCCCUGCAGAAGCGGUGAAACCAGGCCCUUCUCCCCUGAUUGGCGCCUGGGAGGAAGUGCAGGUGUCCCCACAUUAGGUCCUGGGAGGGUGGGGGACGCUUGCUCUACUCUCUAAAGAACAAAAGGCAACACUUCACAUAAAAGAGCAGAAAAUGUAAGAGUUCACUUUGAGCAGUUAUUAAGUAACAUUGAGUCCCCAAGUCCAUGAGCUGAGUCCCCUGGAAUGAAGGAGAAAAAGAAUCAGGUAAAAUCCAAUUGUGAGUGGGUCCAGUCAUCCCUCCUUUGGGGACACCAGACUGACUUUGCAAACUUCUGUCAUCCGUUCAGGGAUCUGCAAAGGUUUGAAUGACUUUAUUUUUAAAAAUGUAAUUUACAAGAGUGCUUGCCUUGUAAGCACAAGGCCCUGGGUUUGAUCCCCAGCACCCCCCCAAAUGUAAUUUACACACACACACACACACACACAUACACACACACACUCAGAUUCUUAUCUACCAACUUAUAACACUGGAUUCCUCUGGUGUCAUAGGAUGGUGGGCAUCAGUCAUGUCUGGGACCUCUAGCAUCCAUCCCCCUUUCUUAUUUUUGGGAAGCUGUCCCCACAACCCCCGCCAGAGCCAAAAGGUGGAGGCUCUCUCUGGCCAAGCUCCCCUUACAGCCCGACCCUCAGGUCCUGUUAGGUGCCCUGGUUCCCAGCAAGAAACCUAAGGAAUUUUUAGAAUUCACUUGGUUGAUGUCACCAAACCCAAACCUUGAAGACUCCGAUUUCUGCCCAUUUCCCAAGCGUUGACCUGUGUGUGCGUGUGUGUGUGUGUGUGUGUGUGUGUUUGUGCGCGCGUGCACAUACACAAUGGUGGGAUAAAGCCUUUCCUGCCAUCCUCACAUAUAUAUUUGAACUUCUGCCCAUCCAUGAUCAAGAAAUUUGCAGCCCUGUGUGUUAUCGUUUCAUCGCCUGUGAAUUCCCACCCCGGGCAUGCCCACGUGCAGAAUGUUCUACACUGUGCUUCUUGUUCCAUCACAGUCUGAACCUGGACAAUGGCCACACGGCCUCCAGCACGUUUGUUGGUUGCAUGCCGUGCUCCUGUCAGGGCAUAAUCCUUGUAUAUAAUCAUAGAGGACAGUGUGACAUUUCUUAUCAUUGUCUUGCAGCCUGAGACAGUAUUUGUGCUUAUUGUGGUUUGGGGUGUCUCUCCCUCUAGCUUUUGUGUUUGUGAUACACAACCUGAGUGUAUGGUGGCUUUGACGUGGCCCAUGCCCAUGCCCAUUCGCCACUUCCUUUGGGAGGUUUUCUGGACCUGUUGAGUCUGAUGGGGUUGUAGUGCACAUUGUCAGAUCAAAGACUGUCAACACCUUGAGUUGCUUACCGCAGUCAAGGCUUCACUAGCACCGCCCAUCCCAGGUGGAAGUUCAUGGGUAGAUUGGAUGGGCUACAGCGAGUCUUCGUCAACCCCGAUCUCAAAGGUGGGCUUAGCUAAACCCCUUUAUCGCUCUUUGUGGUUGAUGUUCUACUGUACAAAUAAGAACUGACAGAAUAAAUGUAUGCAAAUGAAACCAGUCUGCUCUUUAAUGUU
Messenger RNA from Sciurus carolinensis (gray squirrel), 4135 nucleotides. RefSeq names its product PNMA family member 8C (gene Pnma8c). The transcript has a single exon. Lineage: Eukaryota; Metazoa; Chordata; Mammalia; Rodentia; Sciuridae. The record is from RefSeq and is a predicted model, not a curated record. Bases 548 to 1162 code for a protein of 204 amino acids.